Messenger RNA from Planococcus citri (citrus mealybug), 4856 nucleotides. Its product is annotated as biorientation of chromosomes in cell division protein 1-like 1. The transcript is spliced from 7 exons. The record is from RefSeq and is a predicted model, not a curated record. The coding region runs from base 284 to 4420 and encodes 1378 amino acids. NCBI's taxonomy places the organism in Eukaryota, Metazoa, Arthropoda, Insecta, Hemiptera, Pseudococcidae.
UCGACCUUCCCCACCAGUCCCACCACAAAACUCGUAUUUGUAUUUUGUUCUUUGUUCAUUGUUUUAUCACUGGAUUUGAUUACAGUAGUUUGUUUAUUAUUAUUCAAAACGCGAAUAAUUUAAAUUCUGUAGUACAAAUGCGCUUAAAUUAAUUAAAUCUAUCGUGCAAAUGAAGUGAAAAUCUAGUUCACGAGCGAACAUGAGUAAAAACUGUGCUGCUACUGUCCUGGCAAGCGGAUAAUACCUUCCGCAGAGUUGAUAAAUUUGAAAAAAAAACUCAACCAUGGAGUAUGUGCCAGGAGAUCCGAUACUAAUUAAAAAUAUAGUAACUCAGUUGAAAUCUCAAGGGAUUUUCGAUCAAAUCCGAAAAGAAUGCAUCGCUGAUGUGGAUACCAAACCCGCGUACCAGAAUCUCUGCCAUCGAGCGGAUAAUCAAGUAUCCAAAUUUCUCUCCAAAGUGAAAUGGGGUCCAGAUCUGCAUAAAAAUCAGACUCGAGAAAAUAUACGUAAACAAGUGAACGGGUGCACUUUCGUUGAACCUGGGAUCGCUAUUAUUGUCGACCAACUAGUGAACCCUCGUAUCAAUACAGUAUUAGUACCGAAAGUUGAAGACAUGUUGUAUAAAUACUUGGGUAUACCUCGAGAAGUUGAUAAUACUCCUAGUCAAAGAGAAACUAAAUCGUCCAAUGAAAAAGGUUUCUUCAGAGAUGUACCUGAUAGCGGUGUUCCUGGUGUUUCCAAAGUAGAUAUUUAUGAUACGAAAAAAGAAGCCGAAAAAUAUCGUUCGAACUGGUCUCGCGAACACUCUGGAAUGGAUAACCAAAGAAAUGAUUCUUCCACCAGUAAAAUGCCAUCAACUGAUGAUAAAUCCAGCCGUGAUAAAUCAUCGAGUAUCAAAGUCAAGCCAUUUGAUAACGUUAAAGAUUCAGGUAAAUCGAUUAAACCAGAACUCGAAAAACAUUUCCCAAAAGUUGAUAUGAAAGGACCACCGUUAUCAGAAUUCGAUUCAGAAUCCAGCGACGAUGAAAUAUCACCUGUUUUCGAACCGAAUGAAAAAUCCGAUAACGACAUGUCCAUCGGUAGCGCAGACUCGAACUUUAGCGAAAUUAUUUUCGAGAAAGCAUCCAACGAACCGGAGAUACCAGGAGUCGAAGACAAGAUCGAUAUCAUCUGUAAAGCCGACGAAUCGAAAAUCAUUACCGAACACGACGAUAGUCUGGAUUCAGUUCGCAGUUCGUAUUCGACUCCUCCUGCACCGGAAAAAGUUCACAUAUCGCCUAUAGAAAUACCAAAAACACCAACUAUCAAUUACGAAACAUCGGAUGAUAGCGACGAUCACGUUAAAAAUAAACAACUUCUCGAUCCAAUUGCCUUAGACGCAGCAGAACCUGUAGCUUUAGAAGUACCGGAGGUGAAUUUUGAAAAAAUUGAGAAAGUUCUCGAAGAUAACAUUGAAACCAAACCCGUAGAAACGAUUGAAACAAAACCACCCAAAGAAGAAGAUAAAUAUAAAGAAAAAAAUCGACUGGAUGAUGCCAAAAAGAAAUCAAAGUAUAAAGAUGAUAAACCGGCCGAAAGUAAAGAAAAACACACCGAGAAGAAAUCCGAACACAAGAGCGAUAAAGAUCGUAAGUACGAUAAACAUCGAAGCGAACAAAGAAGUAAAGAUCGCGAUAAAGACAGACACAGGCAUGAUUCAUCGUCGUCAAAAAGCAGCCACAGCAGAAAGGAUGAUAAAUCUCAUCAUUCGAGAGAUCAUUCAAAAUCCUCCGAUCACGAUCGUAAGUCUAAAAGCGAACACAGGAAAGACGAUAGCAAAAAAGAUGACAAAAGUGAGCAUAAAAAAGAUUCGACUAGAUCCGAGUAUAAAAAAGAUGAUCGAAGCGAUAGCAAAAAAGAUGACAAAAGCGAACAUCGUAAAGAUUCCAGGAACGACCGUAAGAAAGAAGACGAUAAAAAACACUCCCCGAGAGAUGAUAAAGAUAAAGAUCGUAAAAAAGAUCCUUACAAGGCUUCUUCGUCAGAUGAUAAAAAAUCCUCCAAAUCUGUCAAAUCCGAAGACUCUAAACACAAAUACGAUAAACCGAGGGACGACAAAAAAAGCAGCAGCAAGAACGUCGACAGCCAUAAAAGCAAAAAGAAAGACGAAGAUCCGAAAAAAUCACGUUCCCAAUGCAACAUCGACGAAAAGAAAAAAACCGAUAGACGUUCUUCGGAUCGCGACAGCAGCGGUCCUUCUACUUCAAAUUCGUCUUCGAUUCAUCAUACCUCAUCUCAGCAGUCGAGCAGAUCUGAUAGAGAUAAAGGAUCGAGUAAACACAGACACUCUUCUUCGUCUUCAUCUUCGCAUAAAACCAAAAGAAACGACUCCGAACACGCGAAAAAUCAUUCAGAAAAAUUACCCAGUCGCGAAGAAAAACCUCAAGCAGUCGAAGACGAUCUCGAACUGAUCCUCGAAUCUAGUCCCGAUAAAGGUUUUCAAAACAAUACCAAAUCCGAACCGAAUUUCUCAGCUCGUGAAAUAUUCCCCGAAAAGGCUAACGACCAAUCGAACGAUCAUAUCGAAGACAUGAUGAACGAGAUGUUCCAACCUACGAAUAUUAAACCCGUCCUGAAAAAACCUAAAAUAGCGAAGAACUUCGCCGAUAUUAGAAGAAUAAUGAAAUUGCGUAAACUGUACGAAGAAGAUUUCAAAUCAAAAAGCUCCGAGCAGAACGCCGAUGAAACGACGACCGAUGCUGAUAAAUCAACCGCGUAUAAAGUCAAGCUACGUCGAACGGUCGACUAUUUUGUCAUGAGAAGAUUCGGUAAAAAUGGUAAUUAUGAUAAAUGCAAAGAACUCACCAACGGUAUUAUUGAAACGCUGACAGAUGUUAAAUUGAACAUAAGACGAGUAGAUCGUCAAUAUUCGUUGAUUGACGGAAGCUGCACGCUGAGCGACGACGAAACUGAUCGCAUUUUUGGCAACGACGUGAAUCAUGCUGCGAACAACAAUACUAAGCUAUGCGAUAACGAUGAAAUCGAUAGUAUUCCAAUCAUCGAAGACGAAAGAGCUAACUUGAUACUUGAAGAUCUCGCCAAUUCGUACACAGAUCCGAAUUUCAAACUCGGUGAUGUGCCUGACGAAUCUAAAUUCGAUCAACCGUUCGUCAAGACGCCUUCAACCGAAGAAGAUGCCAUCAAAAUUGUCCAAUCCGAGAUUAAAGCCAACGGUGCCAAGACGCGACUACCUAAGCAACUCACCCUGCCAGAGAAUGAUGCCAAAGAAAUGGUCAACAACGUAACCGAAAACAAAACUCCAACUGUGAAGGCAGAAGAAGAUACCAGUCUCGGUCUGAAGUCAAUCUCAGAUGCUGAAAAUAAAACGCGGCAAGUCUGCGAUCAAUUAGAACAAAUCCAAGAUCCAGUUCUCUACUUACCUAUUCCGGAUUACAACAGUGAUUUCAUGCAAUUUGCCAACGAACUGUUGAAUGAAUCGUAUAAUUUCAAUGUGGAAAAUCUCUCUAUUGAAAUGGAUUACCCAGAAGCUUACGAUUUCAUGUUUGUCGAUUGCUUAGGAGCGAAAGUGAUACGAAGCAAGUCAGACGACCCAAAAACUAGUCCUUGUAAAUAUAAUUCGGAAAUAAUUACUAAAAAAUUAGGAGAUAACAGUAUUAUGUUAAGAAUUAAGAAAACCGAUGAAUCUGCCGAUCAAAAAAUACUCAACAAAAAACGAAAACUCGCUGAUGAUUCGGGUAUUGAAAUGGAUAAUCCUGAACCGUGUAACUUAAACCCCGAACCUGUUAAGAAGAAAAAGAGAACAUUGGGCAUUAAAAGAACCAUCGUCAAUCCGCUCAAGAUAAAAUUAACCUCCGGUCAAUUGAACGAUUCCAUAAGUAAUGGGUUGGCUGAAAAUACCGUCAACGUCGCUGCAGCAAAAGCUAAAGCCUCACCAGUACCUAAAAAAGUUUCUAAGGUUAAUAAAGUCAGAGCGAUGAGCAUUGCAAACGCUAUUCAUAAGAAGAGUGAAUCUGAGAGUUCUGAUUGCAGACGUAAUUCGGUAUCUUCAACGGGAACCAGUAGUACUCACUCGAAAGGUACCAAUGAAUCAGCAACACUUGUAUCAGCAGCAGCAACGACAACAACAGCUGUAGCAGCAGCGCAACCCAAGAAUAAAACAAAAAAUGCUGCGUUGAAUAACGAAACAAAAACAGAUACGGUUGAAACAAGCACUAGCGAAGGCGCUGCUACUACGAAAACGCCAGAUCCACCUGUGAAAAAAGCAAACGAUACGAAAACCGCUGAAGAGAGAGAAGAGAGACGUAGACAAAGUAUAAUGAAUUGCUACUACGACGAAAGUGACCUGUAUAAACCUAGGCCAUCGCUCAGACUUACCUCGAGAAGACACCGUUUAAGCAAUGCAGAAAAUAUUAAUAAUUGACGGUUUGAUAUCGAAAAUUUGUUCAAUUUUUACGAUUUUGAAUUUCAAGUGCAAAUGAAUGUGCCUUUAUUUCUUCUCCAUUGUUUUUCCUUAUUGUUUUGUUUAGUAUAGUGUACUUAUUUACGUGUAUCUCUACCUAGGUUUCUCAAGUUUUAAUAUUUUGAUUGUUUUGUGCGUUAGUUUGUGUAAUGUUUAUUUUUUACUGCGAAGUAUAUUGAUUUUUUUUUUUUUUAGUACGCAGAUAAUGUUAUUUUAUUUCGCCGGAAUGUAAUCAUUUUGCGAAAUAUUUUAUAUUUCAGUUGUUUUUACCAAAUUUUUUACUUAUUAAUUAUUAUUAGGUUUUGACGUGAAUUUGUUCUAAUUUUUUCUCAUAUUUUACUCUUGUUUACUUACUCGUCGAGUAGGUAAUUUGAAUAAAGUUGACAUUUUUAGCGUC